CGAUAGAUGGAGAGUAGCUACCGAGUAGAAGUUGACAUGAAGCCCGAUGCAACGACGCCACUGCUUCGCCGCCAGAUACAGAAACCAACAGAGACGGAACGACGACGCCUCAACCUGCGAUUCACCGUGACAGCCGACGUUUAACCGGCGCCAUUCCCUCAUCCGACGGCCAGCCAAUCACCGCAGGCCCCGCUAAACAUGAUCAUGAGAACGAAGGAAGAGGAAAAAGGAAGCGAUGGAAACUGGCGACAGCGGCAGAGAGGAGAGCUACGAGGUGGUGGAGCAAAUCGGGCAAGGGGACUUCGGCGCCGCCUUCCUCGUCGUCCAUAAGGUCGACCGGAAGAGGUACGUGAUGAAGAGGAUACGCCUGACGAAGCAGACAGAGAAAUUCCAGCGCACCGCUUACCAGGAGAUGGCUCUGAUCGCGAGCUUGAGCAAUCCCUACAUCGUCGAGUAUAAAGAUGGAUGGGUGGAGAAGGGGAACUCGGUAUGCAUUGUGACUGGAUACUGCGAAGGAGGAGACAUGGAUGCUAAAAUCAAGAGUGCCAGAGGAAGGCUCUUCUCAGAGGAUAGGGUGUGCAAAUGGCUUACACAGUUGCUCUUGGCUGUGGAUUACCUCCAUUCUAACCGUGUUCUACAUCGAGAUAUCAAGUGUUCCAAUAUAUUCCUUACCAAGGAUGAUGAUGUUAGACUCGGUGACUUUGGACUCGUAAAAUUGCUAAACUUAGACGACCUCGCUUAUUUGGUACAAUCCAUUGCAUCUCCUAGAUUAUCCAAUAAUUUUGCCUUCAUAAGCAACCUAGGAUCAACUCUAAAAGUUGUAGGCACUCCAAACUACAUGUGCCCUGAAAUUUUGGCUGAUCUACCAUACGGCUAUAAAUCAGAUAUAUGGUACCUUGGUUGCUGCAUGUUUGAGAUAGCGGCUCAUCGACCAGCCUACAAAGCUGCUCAUAUGCAAGGAUUGAUCGACAAAAUCAACAAAUCAUCCAUAGCUCCCAUGCCCCCCAUUUACUCUUCUUCUCUGAAGAGGUUGAUCAAGUGUAUGCUGAGGAAAAACCCUGAACAUAGACCUGCAGCUUCAGAAUUGUUAAGGGACUCCCACCUACAGAAGUAUCUUGCUGCAUCUUUCAAUCCUUCACCUCUCUACCUUCCAAUACAAUCAAACAGCAACAGUCCACAGGAUAGGCCGGGAGGAAGGCCAAGGCACCGAGAAAGAUUCAAUAUUCAGGUGACGGAAGAUGCACCUAACAGCGAUUACGAUGAGAUAAAGAGGGUGGAUCCAGGGAGCUCCAUGAUUCCAGAACACACUGACAUUGGGCAAGAGAUAUCCUUGGAGGACGCAAAGGACAUGACGGUGGAGGAUGAAACAGGAGGAACAAAUGAUCACAAGAAAGAUACUAAUCAUGCUUCUGCUGGAGAAGAAGCAUCGACCACCAGCACUGUGACUCCAACUCAUGGAGACAGCAGCACUAGAGCUGACUGGGAGAGCUUGAGCAUGAUCCAGCAAAGGGCUAAUGCCCUGGAGUCACUGCUGGAGCUGUGUGCACAGCUGCUGCAGCAAGAGAGGCUCGAGGAAUUGGCUGGUGUUCUGAAGCCAUUUGGAGAGGAUGCAGUGUCAUCCAGGGAGACGGCAAUCUGGUUGACAAAGAGCCUCUUGUCUGGCCACAAGUAUGGAUCAGAAUCCAAAACCAACUAGCAUUGUAAAUUGUAUUACAAUUCACUAUCUUGUUGUUUGAAUUUAUAAGGAUGGUGAAUGAAACGCAAGGCCAGUAUAUAAUUAAUAAUAAAGAAAUCUUUUUUUAUAUA
Molecule: messenger RNA, 1806 nt
Organism: Zingiber officinale
Lineage: Eukaryota; Viridiplantae; Streptophyta; Magnoliopsida; Zingiberales; Zingiberaceae
Product: serine/threonine-protein kinase Nek6-like
Exons: 13
Coding region: 236-1696 (486 amino acids)
Biological process (GO): protein phosphorylation
Molecular function (GO): protein kinase activity; ATP binding
Source: RefSeq, a predicted model, not a curated record